This is a messenger RNA of Vicia villosa (hairy vetch), 924 nucleotides long. RefSeq lists its product as uncharacterized. NCBI's taxonomy places the organism in Eukaryota, Viridiplantae, Streptophyta, Magnoliopsida, Fabales, Fabaceae. The coding region runs from base 1 to 924 and encodes 307 amino acids. The transcript has 4 exons. The record is from RefSeq and is a predicted model, not a curated record.
AUGGCUACUCCUCAGAACUUUACGCCAAACUACGAUGAUUUUCUCAGGUGGUAUCAAAAUUAUCAGAACUCAUAUUCUACUGCUUCGGUUGCACACACUGGUAAUUCAUCUGCUUGUCUCUCUCAAUCAUCUUCUCUUGGACCUUGGGUCCUUGAUUCUGGUGUGUCUGAUCAUGUUACUGGUAAUAAAAAUCUUUUCACUUCCCUCUCUACCUCGGGUGUCUUACCUACUAUAACUUCUGCCAAUGGUUCUCAAACCCAAUCUGAAGGGAUUGGUACUGUUCAAAUUCUACCUUCUCUCUCUGUUACUUCUGCUCUCUAUGUACCUAAUUAUCCAUUUAAUUUACUUUCAAUCAGUCGUUUAACUCGUUCUCUUGAUUGUAUUGUCACCUUCACUAAUAGUAAUGUUAUCCUGCAAGAUCGGAGUUCAGGACGGACGAUUGGCGUCGGAUGUGAGUCUCAAGGCCUUUAUUACCUCUCAGUGUCAUCUCAGGCUUGUUCAGCCAAAGAUUCUCCACUCACUAUCCAUACUCAGUUAGGUCAUCCUAGUCUUCCUAAACUACAGAAGUUGGUUCCAAGUUUAUCGAAGUAUACUUGUUUGUCUUCUUUGUCUUCUGUUUCUAUUCCUAAUACUCCAGGUGAAGCAUUAUCUCACCCUGAGUGGAGGCAAGUUGGUCCAGAUGGUAAAAUUGAUCGAUUUAAAGCCCGCUUGGUAGCUAAAGGAUACACUCAGAUUUUUGGAUUGGAUUAUAGUGAUACCUUCUCGCCUGUAGCCAAGGUGGAAUCUAUUAGACUUCUUCUAGCCAUUGCAGCCAUUCGACAUUGGCCUCUUCAUCAACUUGACAUCAAAAAUGCCUUUUUUACAUGGUUUAGUGAUGUUAGCUUAUGUGGAAGGGCUAAGAUUCGCCGGCGGUGGGGUUUCUGA